CUGGUCAUGUGACUCUAGGUGGGAAGGUCAUAUGACUCUGCAGGGAUCCUGCUUGCCAUGAGAUGCUCUCUGUAGAGCUCAGUGAGUGCUCGUAGCUUGGUAAAGAUACACACGCACACUGCAAGCUCACUAUACAGAGAGAAUAGACACACAACAAUGGGGCUCGGAGUGAUCACCUCUAAAACAUUCCUGUGUCUUCUCAGCUUGAUUUACUUGGCUUCCGCAUCAGGACUGUUUUACGUUGCGUUGAAAGUUAUCCUGACCUACAGACAAUAUGCCGAAUUCCUUGGGAACUACUAUGUAACUCUUCCAGCUGUUGUCAUCCUAUUUAUCGCUGUUAUCAUGCUCAUCAUUGGCUUCUUCGGCUGUUUCGCUAUAGUUCAGGAAUCCAGCUUCGGAUUGGGAUGUUUUAUGUUCUUGACCUCAAUCAUAUUUGCUGCUGGAAUAACUGGCCUUGUUUUAGGGCUUAUCUACAAGGAUAAAAUAGACCCAGAACUGGACGAGAACAUGAACAAGCUUUUCCAGGAAUACGAUGGAAAAAGUCCACAGAGCUCGCCAGUCGAUUUUAUGCAAGAACAGCUCCAGUGUUGUGGGGUAAAGAAUUACACAUUCUGGCAUAACAGCACAUGGCAAAUCGCCAGCAAAAAUAACUCUGUGCCUUAUAGCUGCUGUAGGAAGAAUGCAACCAAUUGCACUGGAAACCUGACCAACAUGGAGAAAAUUAACACUGCGGGCUGCGAAGAUAUUCUGGAGACUCUGGUUCACAAAGUCCUUGAAUAUUCACUGUAUGUUAUACUUGGAUUUGCAGUGCUAGAGUUUUUUGGAUUAAUAAGCAUUUGUGUCAUAACUUGCCGGGGUUCCCGAAAUGGAUACCAGCUACUUUGAAGUGUGCCUUGGAAAAAAUAUGCAGAUUUCCAUUUCUAAGAAUCAGCAUUGUUUGCAUGUUUUUUGCUGGCAAUUUGAAAUUGCAUUAAGUUGCUACAAAUGGAUGUAUCUCCUUUUGUGAACCCUGAAAUGACCUUCUGUAUAGUAAAGGGACCAGUUGCUAAAUUAAUAAUGAUUUAUUCUAAGUACUUUGUGUGUAUAUAUAA
Messenger RNA from Pelobates fuscus (common spadefoot toad), 1091 nucleotides. Its product is annotated as tetraspanin-36-like. The record is from RefSeq and is a predicted model, not a curated record. The transcript has 7 exons. Gene Ontology annotation, cellular component: plasma membrane. Lineage: Eukaryota; Metazoa; Chordata; Amphibia; Anura; Pelobatidae. Bases 157 to 885 code for a protein of 242 amino acids.